Batrachochytrium dendrobatidis JAM81 is the source of this 1899-nucleotide messenger RNA. RefSeq lists its product as uncharacterized. Gene Ontology annotation, cellular component: cytoplasmic dynein complex; centrosome. The transcript is spliced from 8 exons. Gene Ontology annotation, molecular function: dynein heavy chain binding. The record is from RefSeq and is a predicted model, not a curated record. Lineage: Eukaryota; Fungi; Chytridiomycota; Chytridiomycetes; Rhizophydiales. Gene Ontology annotation, biological process: microtubule-based movement; microtubule cytoskeleton organization. The coding region runs from base 1 to 1899 and encodes 632 amino acids.
AUGGCUGCAGUGUCUGAACUACAAACAUCUGGUGCUCUCCAUGAAACAAAUGAAUCUACUCCUGGAAUAACUAAUGGCGCUUCAAACUACUUUUUGUCUACAGCACAAUUACCUGCUGUUCAAACAGACAAUGAAGGUGGUGAAAUUUGGUCAUCUAUCCUUGGACGAGCUGCAACCACUGGCACUACCAAAUCGGUUUUAUGCAAGACACUUCUCGUAUGUGGAGAUCACAGCAACACAAAGUUCAAUCUAGUUGAUGCUCUUUCAGAAUCAGUGCUCGAUAAGGAUCCCGUUUCCUCAUCAGAUUUUCCAGAUCUAGGACUCAGCUACUCCUACAUGGACAUUAAUGACGAUGAAAAUGAUGCCGUAGCUCGUAUUGGAAUAUACCAGUUGACAGAUGAUCCAGUAUACCAUAGCUUAUUAGACUUUGCAUUGACAAACGAAAAUAUUUGGGAUUCUCUGGCCAUAAUCACUUUGGAUUGGAGUAAACCUUGGCUUUUUAUAAAAUCAUUAAAUUCAUGGCUGGGUGUGCUAGAAUCUCGUAUCAAGUAUCUUUCACAAUCUAACAGGACUGCUAUCCAAGAGUUAAAGAAUCAAUUGGAGAUGCAUGUUCGUGGAUAUACUGAAUCGGCUGCGACAAUCAACCGAAUUCUAGGAUCUACAACCGAUUUGUUUGAAUCGGCUCAAUCAGAACCUCACAAUCAAAAUAGUUUUGGCUUGCCAGAUUCCCUUUCACUCCCACUUGGAUCUGGCGUGCUUAACAAAAGCAUUGGUUUACCGAUUGUUGUAGUCUGCUGUCAGGCAGAAAUUUUGACAGAUCACGAAAGAGAUUAUAAAGAAGACAAGCUUGGCUAUAUUCAGCAGACACUUCGCACCAUCUGUUUAAGCUAUGGAGCAGCAUUAUUCUAUGUAUCACAACAGCGGCCAGACACAAUAAUCAACCUAAGAUCGUACAUUUUGCAUCGCUUAUUAUCAAAAAAUUCACAAACCGUCAACUCUGACACUGUUCAGUCUUCUCGAAAAUUGGCAGGAUACGAAUUUACUGGCUGUGCGCAAACUGUAGAGCGCGAUGCUGUUUCAAUUCCAGCAGGUUGGGAUAGCUGGGGUAAAAUCCGUGUGUUACGUGAUGGGUUUCCAUGUGAAGUCUAUUCGGGUAUCAAUGACUCGGAUCUUGCACAGUCUACUCAAGAUCCAACAUCUGGACCACUCUGUAGCGUGAUACCCAUGUAUCAAACUGUUGUUGCUGAUCGUUCAUUAAAUAUAUUAGACAUGCCUGCAUUGAUUGAGCCUGAAAACGAUCAAGAUUUUUUGCAAAAGCAUUUGCCAUUGCUGAUGAAACUGGACGAGCAAUCCCGAGUCAAUUCUUCUGCUGGUACUUCGUUGGCUUCUUCUCCAGCUUCUAAUCCAAUGACUACCAGCCAACUUUUGAAUGAUAAGACUGCAAGCCAUUCUACUGCCGAUGCUCCUGCCUCUACCAACACACAGAUUACCACGAGUAGAGAAGUGUUGGAAGAUUUAUCUGCUAAAGUUGCCAAGCAACAGGCAAGUAAAGUCUUGCAAGGUUUUGUAGUGUUGAAUUUCAAUGGUAUCAAAUCUAACGCAUUUAAAAUCGGUUACUUUAUACAUUGCAAUGCGUUGCGAAUUCUUGAACGUGCCAACUCGGGAUCGCUUUCAAAGUAUUCUAACAGUGCGGGUGGAGCAGCUGCUGUAGUAGGCGGAUCUGGAUCCACAGGUUCUGGCGGUGCUGGAAUCACUGCGGGUUCACAAGAAGUAUUGGCCAACUUUUUCCAAUCUCUCUUGGCCAAAAAGGGUGCUAGUGGUAAUGUGCCAGGUGGAAAAUCAUUAUCACCAUUGAACAGUCGUCGUGUCAAGUCGGAUGAAAACAACGAUCAGAUAUAA